GUGUGUCUGUCAAGUGCGUCAGUUGUCAUUUUCAAUAACAAACAUAAAUAUUUAUCCAGGUGAUCUAUACGAAUUUAGCACAAAUAAAGUAAUGUUAUAAAAAUGGUCGAGCCAAUUUUCGACUAUCAGUUCCGACUGAUUUUAAUAGGAGACAGCACAGUGGGCAAAAGUUCUUUGUUAAAAUACUUUACAGAUGGAAAAUUUGCUGAGCUCUCAGAUCCCACAGUGGGGGUGGAUUUUUUCGCACGACUAAUAGAAGUAAAAGACGGCACUCGGAUAAAACUGCAGCUGUGGGAUACUGCCGGUCAGGAGAGAUUCAGAUCCAUAACGAAGUCGUACUACCGAAACUCGGUCGGGGCUCUUUUAGUGUACGAUAUAUGCAACAGGGCCAGUUUCGAGCACAUCCCCAUAUGGAUGUCGGAAGCUAGACGCCACAUUGAACCCCACAGGCCGGUUUUCGCCCUGGUCGGUUGUAAAAUCGACUUGGUGAACAACGGGGGCACGAGGGAGGUCUCGAAGGAGGAGGCCAAAGCCUUCGCCGAUCAGCAUUGCUUGUUCCACGUCGAGACUUCAGCUAAAAACGGUCAAAAUGUGGAGGAGGCUUUUAAAUCGGUGACACAAGAAGUAUACAACAGAAUUCUAUCAGGUGAAUAUAAGGUUGAGGAUGGGUGGGAUGGUAUCAAAACUGGAUUUGCCAGACCCAACGGGAUGGAUUAUAAUUUGAUUGAAGCAGAGUCUGCCAAAUCGUCAUGUUGUUAGUUAUUAUGGUAAAUUAUGCAAUUAUGUACAUAUAAUACGUACUACAGGGUGUUUCACUUGGUAUAAAUCAAGCAAUUAAUAAGUUUUAUUAUUAAGUAAUUUAUUGUUUAUACUUAUGACAUCACAAGUAUUAACAUUCUAAGCUUUCUAUUGGUUUUAUUAGUUUAACGCAAAU
Messenger RNA from Brassicogethes aeneus, 934 nucleotides. The record is from the annotation of a GenBank genome assembly. Lineage: Eukaryota; Metazoa; Arthropoda; Insecta; Coleoptera; Nitidulidae.